Molecule: messenger RNA, 981 nt
Organism: Nicotiana tabacum (common tobacco)
Lineage: Eukaryota; Viridiplantae; Streptophyta; Magnoliopsida; Solanales; Solanaceae
Source: RefSeq, a predicted model, not a curated record
AUGGACAAUACAUUCAUACAACGCAAACCUACUGCCAUAAUAGUUGGUAGCAUGGUUAUUCCAAAAUAUUCUGAUCCUAAGAAAAUUUACACCCCAAAAGACAUUCAAUUUGACAUAUUGUCUGAACUCGACGUGAAUCUAACCUACAUGCAAGCCUGGAGAGCAAUGAAAAAGGCUUUACAGCUUUUGAGAGAUCAACCUGCUGACUCCUACAGUAAAUUGCCUAGUUAUUUAAUUUAUUUGUAUAUUCUAGAGAAAACUUAUCUGGGGUUUGUAGUUAAAUUGAAGAAGACAGACGAUGACUGUUUCUUGUAUGUAUUUGUUGUGAUUUGUACGUCAAUCAGUGGUUGGAAAUAUUGUAGGCCAAUUGUAGUAGUUGAUGGGAUAUUUUUAAAGUCAGCGUAUAGGGGAAUAAUGCUAAUAGCCAGUACAAUAGAUGCAGCAGGUACCAUAUUACCAUUGACAUAUGCUGUUGUUGAUUCAGAGAAUGACGCAUCAUGGAAGUGGUUUUUUGAGCAAUUCAAGCUCGCGUAUGGUGAAAGAGCAAACAUGUGUGUUGUUUCGGAUCGGAAUAAGAGUAUCUUGAAGGCAACAUCUAUUGUUUAUCCCGGCAUGCCACAUCAUUCAUACAUGUGGCAUAUCUGGACAAAUAUAUGGGCAAAGUUCAAGAAGGGACAUCUUAAGCUAAGUGAAUUAUACUUUGCCACGGUGCGGUCAUACACACUUGAUGAAUUUAAUGAAAGGAUGUCAAAGAUUGAGGAGAUUGUCCCCCGUGUUAAAGCAUACUUAUACGAUAUUGGAUAUUAUAGAUGGUCUCGAGUACAUGCAACGGUAAGGGCUUCAACAGACUACAUCCAUACAGUAAUAGAUGGUAUGAGGUGCUAUAUUAUUUGUCUUGAAAUAAGAAAUGUAGUUGAGCAAUUCCAGCUUGAUGAACUACCUUGUUCGCAUGCUUUGGCUGCUUUAAGACAAAUGGAUUAG